AUGCGCCGAUUCCUGGACGAGUCCGAUCGCUUCAUGUUUACGCCACUCACAGACCAGGUGGACGGUCCCGAAUCAUGGUGCUGUUCCUCUCCUUCCGCUGGAUCUGCUCAAUUAAAUGGACACGCGAUCUUUGAUCCACAGGCUGAUCGCCGGCACCCUUCCCCUGCGAGCAGUGCUCUGAAGUCAUCUCUGACGGGCAGUGCUCGCAGCGACUGUAGAGACUCAUCCUGGGCGUCGCCCGAGCUUGCUAUCGUCUCAAACCUGACACUCUAUGGCCAGGAGGAAAGCGUUGCCUUCGUCCAUGGCGGCUAUCUGUCUUACGGAGAGCAAGGGAACGGCGCCAUCGGCGAUUGUGUCGCGCUCCACGACGUUCAGAGACGCGCCGACGACCAGCCUUCCGUAUCAGCUUUCGAGGGGACGGACGCGCGGUAUGAAACAUACGGAUCAUUUGCUCAGGAAGGAUACCAUCCAAUUGCUUCAGCAGAUGACGACACCUCCGAGACAUCCCACAGCGUACCAUACUCUCAAUACUGCCCAACGGAAGAAGUCCCACGGCGUAGCUCGCAAGUGCCUGACUUCAGGCGCCGUCGCACACAAUCCUCUCGAUCAAUCUCAUCAUCAACGGCAAGAGUCAACAAGCGGCCUCAGAUGAAUCAACGGUCGUCUUCGUAUCAUCACAGCCCCAAGAGUGGUACUACUGAUCCCCGUAUCACGACGGCGGGCAACAGAGCGUUCCCUUGUCCGCUCGCCGUCUACGGGUGCCCCUCAACAUUUGGGUCGAAGAAUGAAUGGAAGCGCCAUUUUUCGACCCAACAUAUGCGGCUCGGGUUCUGGCGCUGUGAUCAAUGCGGAAGCGCUGAUACCGACCGAAAGCAGAAUGACUUCAAUCGCAAGGAUUUGUUCAUACAACAUGUCCGCCGAAUGCACGCUGCGGAAACGUCUCGAGCAUCCACGGGAAGGAGAUCGCUAGCGAGGAGCAGUAAGGGGAACGAAGAAGACCAAGUCAUGGCCGAAAUCGCAAAGAGUUGCUACCAACCACUGCGGUCGAGCCCAGAACAUAGCGGCUGCUUGUUCUGCGAGCAGGAGUUCCAUGGACAAGGAACGUGGAAUGAUAGAAUGGAACACGUGGGACGACACAUGGACUCCGAGAAGAAGAGCAACUCCAGUCCUACAGACCCAGGAGACUGGAGAAUAGAUGCGAUGGUCCAACAGUGGAUGACCAAAGUGGGCAUCAUCAGUUCUCGGGGCACACAAUGGCUGAUUAACUGA
Fulvia fulva is the source of this 1269-nucleotide messenger RNA. RefSeq lists its product as uncharacterized. The record is from RefSeq and is a predicted model, not a curated record. Gene Ontology annotation, molecular function: DNA-binding transcription factor activity. Bases 1 to 1269 code for a protein of 422 amino acids. Lineage: Eukaryota; Fungi; Ascomycota; Dothideomycetes; Mycosphaerellales; Mycosphaerellaceae. The transcript has a single exon.